GCGUGUCCGGAGGGAGGGAGGGAGAACUUCCGGGUCGCCCCGCUCCCCCUCAGAGAGCGCGUCGUGAAGGAGGGGGCAGAGGCCCCGGGUUGGCGCCCCCUCCCGAAGGCGGUUGUCUAAGAUUUUCCCCUACCUCGCAGAGGACUGCAGCAUCGCCCAUCGAAUGUCCUUUGGCAGUACUUGAACAACCUGGAUAUGUUGCCAAAUAUUUCCAAAUGAUUUUAUAGUUUGACCCAAUGAUUUUUCUGGAUAUAUGUUUCUCUCUUCAAGAAUAAGUGCAGAGUCCAAAUCCUGAUCACUGGCAGAUAUUUUUUAUUUUAAAAACAUGGACCAUCUUGCUAGGGAGAAAGAUGAAAGGCGACCAACAAAAGGAACUCUAGUAAGAAGUACCCACAAUUCCCGCGGAUCAGGUUCCUCUUCAGCUGCUGGUGUUCUUAUGGUUGGGCCCAAUUUCAGAGUUGGCAAGAAGAUCGGAUGUGGGAACUUCGGGGAGCUCAGACUAGGGAAAAAUCUUUAUACAAAUGAAUAUGUAGCAAUCAAACUGGAACCAUUAAAAUCACGUGCCCCACAGUUGCAUUUAGAAUACAGGUUUUAUAAACACAUCGGCUGCACAGUUGAAGGCUUCCCACAGGUUUACUACUAUGGACCAUGUGGAAAGUACAAUGCCAUGGUUCUUGAGCUCCUUGGUCCCAGUUUGGAAGACCUGUUUGAUCUCUGUGAUAGAACAUUCACUCUGAAGACAGUCCUAAUGAUAGCAAUCCAGCUGAUCACUCGGAUGGAAUUUGUGCACUCAAAGAACCUCAUUUAUCGAGAUGUCAAGCCAGAAAACUUCCUUAUUGGCCGGCAAGGAAAUAAGAAAGAGCAUAUCAUUCACAUAAUAGACUUUGGAUUGGCCAAGGAAUACAUUGACCCUGAAACGCAAAAACAUAUACCUUACAGGGAACACAAGAGCCUAACUGGAACAGCAAGAUACAUGUCCAUCAACACACAUCUUGGCAAAGAACAAAGCCGGCGCGAUGACUUGGAAGCUCUUGGACAUAUGUUCAUGUAUUUCCUUCGGGGCAGUUUGCCAUGGCAGGGCCUUAAGGCUGACACACUGAAGGAGAGAUACCAGAAGAUUGGGGAUACUAAAAGAAAUACUCCAAUAGAUGUUCUCUGUGAGAACUUCCCAGAGGAGAUGGCUGCUUACCUCCGCUAUGUCAGGCGACUAGACUUCUUCGAGAGACCAGACUAUGAAUACUUGAGAACCAUCUUCACAGAAUUAUUUGAAAAGCGAGGAUUCACCUUUGAUUAUGCCUACGACUGGGUUGGCAGGCCAAUUCCUACUCCAGUGGGGCCUUUGCCUGUGCAUGUUGAAUCUGGACCAUCUGUAACAAGAGAAGUCCAUCCACACAGAGAUCGGUCCUUGAUACCAGUUCACCGGAGUCAGGGUUUAGAACGUCGAGGAGACUGGGAAGCCACGGCACCGAACAGGCAGGCCAAUGCUUUGUUCCUGACACCUCACUUGGCUACAGAGCGGCAUGGGGGAUCGGUUCAGGUGGUAAGUUCAACCAAUGGGGAGCUGAACACCGAUGAGCCAACGGGAGCCCCCUCCAAUAUACAACUGGCAGCACGCACUGAGGUGGAAGUAGUGGAGGAAGCUAACUGCCUGAAAAUGCUCAACUUGUGGUGCUGCUGCUUCUAUAAGAGGAAACGAAGGAAGUCUUCCCAGCGCCAGAAAUGACAGGUGUUUCCUUGAAAUCUUUGGGGGACUUUGUUUACCUGCUGUUCCUGCCACGUCUUAUUGAAUGGGGCUUCUCUUGGGGAGAGGACGAGAAACAAGGGACAUUUCCAAACCAAAAAGGAGAGAGAGCGUGCAAGAGAGAGGGAGAGGAAAGGGGAGAAUACCCAGAAUAAACAUUCAGGUGGAUUCCCUAAA
Anolis sagrei ordinatus is the source of this 1918-nucleotide messenger RNA. RefSeq names its product casein kinase 1 gamma 1 (gene CSNK1G1). Gene Ontology annotation, biological process: signal transduction; endocytosis; positive regulation of canonical Wnt signaling pathway. The record is from RefSeq and is a predicted model, not a curated record. Lineage: Eukaryota; Metazoa; Chordata; Lepidosauria; Squamata; Anolidae. Gene Ontology annotation, cellular component: plasma membrane; cytoplasm; nucleus. Gene Ontology annotation, molecular function: protein serine/threonine kinase activity; ATP binding.